AUGCGUGCUAUAUUGCCCGGCAGGCCCCAAGCGAAGCUCCAAGCUCUCACCACUGGCUUCUGGCGCGAUAGGCAAACUCUAGCUUACGUGUCCGGUAACGCCCUGAUCAUCCUCGAUGGCCCGAACCACGUCCUCCAAACCACGUAUCAUACUGAACCCGACGAUCUCGUUGCGGUGGCCUUCGACGAAGCUACUGGCAAGAUAGCAACAUGUUCGGCUACGGAGGUUCACAUAUACCAGCCUUACGGUCAAGAUGAAGGUGAGGUCAAAUGGUCCCUCCAAAAUACAUUACAUCUCCCAGAUACAGAGGAUGAGACCCGCACUCUCUCCUGGGGCACUGACGAGGAACUCCUCGUCGGCUCCUCCAGCUCCCUGACCCUCUUCUCUACGCACAACGGCUCCGAACUCCUGUGGUCCAAACCAAUCGCGUCUCCGCCCAAGUACGCCCUGUUCUCGCCCGACGCCUCCUUCAUCGCCUCAACGUCCACCUACGACAAGCUCGUCAAGAUAUGGCGCCGGUCGAGCUUCGGCCGCUUCGACGUCGCCUAUCUACGGCACCCUGCAACAAUCACCGGCUUACACUGGCGGCGACCAUGGCAUCGCGAACAGACCUUGGAGAAUGUCCUCUACACAAUCUGCGCGGAUGCCAAGGUCCGGGUGUGGACGCCAACGGAUCACCACAGUCUCGACAUCAUGGGCCUGUGGACCACGAUCGACUGCGCUGAGAGCAUAAAGCCACGAAGGUUUCCGAACCCAAUCCCCUCGAAGAAGAGAUAUGCUUUCGUCAUCGAUAGCAGGGACUUCACUGCAGCUACGGAGAGGGCUGUCGAGCAGGCGGACAGUCGGAAGAAAGGUCCCGAUCAACAUGCGUUGGAGCAUCUGGUAGCAGUCGCAAACCGCAGUCCAGAGGUCGUGGUGGUGUUGGAUGAUCAGGGAAACAUGAGUGCGUGGGGUCUGGAGGGCAUUGGAUGCAAAGCCAGGAAAAAAGGUGAUGUUUUCAAUGUGGCACACGUUGAGGGGCUCAAACUCAGCUUCGAGAAGGAAGCGGAGGGACUGGAAAACAAUGUCCAGCUCUACAACUUCUGCGACGGCAAGAAGGGAGAACAAAGAGGGCUCUCCGUACUGGCACACCACUUUGAUGGGAGGAUUGAGUGGUGGGAAGGAAGGAUAGAUCGGCUUUUCGACGUGUCACCUAAUACGCGUCGCUUGGACCGGAGAGCUGUCUGGACCGGUCAUUCCAGCGCUAUUAAGAAAGUAAACCGGACUGCCACAGGCAGAGCACUCUUCUCACGGACAGACGACAACGAAGGCGUGGUCUGGGUCCAGAGAGUAAAUCCGGAGGGUAGAUUGGCCCUUGUCAGACACAGUACCAUUGAUACGGCGGAACACAUUCACCGUGUAUGGCUGCUACAAGAGGGAGAUUUUGUGGCACUUUUGCACCACGACAGUCUGUCGCUGUGGGAUAGUCGAGCCGCGAAGGCAGUUGAGGUAGCAAGGUGUCAACACAGUCUCAAAGGCAAGCUAUUAUGCCUCCUCCUGAUACCAGAAAUCGAGGCCAACAGCGGAUGUGUGCAUAUCGCAACAAUCACAUCCGAGAUGAAGGGCGCGGCAUGGGAAGUCCGGAUCCCCCAAAAGAAGUUUGCGGACACCGUACGGGGCGCACGCUACAGUAUCGUGAAUUCAAACAUGCUGAGCAUAUUUGGCAAAAUCUCACUGGAAAACUUCUGCACCUUCGACCUCGGGGCUGGAGAUGAUCUCGAGUUUGUGCUACCCGUGGACCCUGCUGGCACGCCGCCAGCAAUAUCUGGCUUCCUCGAUAUCUUUGCACGCGAUGUCGCUAUCUCAUACAACAGAUCCGGCGUGUUGGAAUCGUGGACCGCCAGAGUCGACUUGGAGAAUCGAAAACUCGAAUGGUUGCAAACAUCGAGAGUUGAGACGGGUGUCGAAAAUCCAUUCCUCGCCAGUAGCACUUCCAUCCGAAAAGCUGCGCUUAUCGACUCAUCGAAGACUGGACUCACGAUCUGGAACACCCGGAGUGGCCAGCUUGAGCAUGAAGAGCGCUUCGAAGGCCACGGCGGCAUGCAAGACUUAGAUUGGUCUUCCACGCCGGACAAUCAAAGCAUUCUUGCAGUGGGGUUCCCGCAUCGAGUGCUCAUUUACGCGCAGCUACGGUACGACUACCUCAACGCCGGACCUUCAUGGACAGCAGUUCGCCAGAUCAGCACAAGAGAGCUUACACCCCAUCCGAUCGGCGAUUCCGUAUGGCUUGGCUCAGGUAAUCUCGUCAUCGGCGCUGGAAAUCAGCUUUUCGUCCAGGACGAAUAUGUCGAGAUUUCCGAUAACCUCCUGCCGGACCUGCGAGCGGUGUCGCGUAAGAAUGCUGCGCUUGACAUCUUCACCGUAGUCAGUCGACUAAACGGACCCUUACCAGUGUUUCAUCCACAGCUUCUGGCACAGUGCAUACUAGCGGGAAAGCUGCUGCUCGUUCAGCGCGUUCUGAUUAGUUUAUACAAAGCACUGAAGUUCUACAGUGAAGGUGAUGACCUCGAUAGCUUCCUUGGCUUUCAACCGGAGGACUUCUACUCAGAACACGAGGUGUUUCUCAACGCGCCGAGAAAGGAGAUGCAUUCUUCUUACGCCGACUUCUCUGACGAUGAAGAGCCCGAUUCGUUGACCGAAGAUGUGGCGACGUCGCUCAACGAGCUACUGACACAGAAGUCUGUACCCCAACUCACUAGUCGGGAGCAGUUCCACCUUGCGGACAUCGUCGAGUGUGUCGGGACGGUAGAAAAGCACCGUCGUUCUGUCGACGAUAAUGCUAGCCGCUUCCUACUGUUCUUCCGGCAGCAUGUGCUAAGAGCUACCAAAAAACUAAUCUCCCUCAGCAAAACCUCCGAUCCCGCCCCCCUCUCCUGGCGCGAAAUAACCUGGGCCUUCUUCUCGACCUCCCAAGACAUCCUGCUCGACCUAAUCUCGCGCCACUUCUCCAACCGCAUGCACUGGCCCUCCGCGCGCUCCAGCGGCGUCUUCAUGUGGCUCACCGACCGCGCCGCCCUCCUCUCCUACUUCGAAACAAUCGCCCGCAACGAAUACGUCAAGUCUGAGGACAAGAACCCCGUCGACUGCAGCCUGUACUACCUCGCUUUGAAAAAGAAAGCGGUAUUGCUCGGGCUGUGGAGGAUGGCGACGUGGUCGAGAGAGCAGGGCGCUACGUAUAGGUUGCUGAGUAAUGAUUUCAGCCAGAGCAGGUGGAGGACGGCGGCGCUGAAGAACGCGUAUGCGCUCAUGGGAAAGAGGAGGUUUGAGUAUGCGGCGGCGUUUUUUCUGUUGGCAGAUCAACUUCAAGACGCUGUCAGCGUUCUCAGCAACCAGCUCGGUGACCAGCAACUCGCGAUCGCGGUCGCGCGCGUCUACGAAGGCGACGAUGGGCCUGUCCUCCGCCGGUUCUUAGAGGAGAAGAUACUCCCGCAGGCGGCGAGUGAAGGAAACAGGUGGCAGGCGUGCUGGGCAUUCUGGAUGUUAGGCCGGCGGGACAAGGCGGUGCGGGCGCUGGUGUCGCCGCUGUCAAGCUUGAUGAGUCCGCCGACAAGCCCGAAGAUGGGGAGUAAGAGCUUCUUGACGGACGAUCCGGCGCUUGUGGUGCUGUAUAAGCAGUUGAGGGAGAAGAGCCAGAUGACGCUUAAGGGCGCGGUGAUGGUGGCCGGGGCGGAGGAGUGGGGGUUUGUGAUGCAUACGGCGAGGUUGUAUGAGCGGAUGGGGUGUGAUUUGCUGGCGCUGGAUUUGGUGCGGACAUGGGAGUUUCUGGCCCCACCUCCGCAACCUCUCGCGCCACUGCCGACCAAAAUGCCAAGUCACUCGCAGCAAGGUCAUCAGCAGGCCUACGCACCCUCCGCGCUUGAUGGCUACGACAUCGAUCCGCGGAAGCUCCUACGGAGAAGAAGCUCGCUUGUCGUGGCGGACUUACCGACGCGGGAGGCGAUCAAGGCUGCGUCUAUCGCGGAGGAUGGGGAGAUGGAAAAGAAUGGAGAGGUGGAUGGUGCGAGUAAGGAGGAGACGCGAGAAAGGGUUGCGAAGGUGGAGGAGAAGAAGAAACCGCCGCCCACGCAGUUUCAGGAACCGGAUGCUAAUAGCUUAUUGGAUUCUUUUGGUUUCUAA
Molecule: messenger RNA, 4155 nt
Organism: Coniosporium apollinis CBS 100218
Lineage: Eukaryota; Fungi; Ascomycota; Dothideomycetes
Exons: 6
Coding region: 1-4155 (1384 amino acids)
Biological process (GO): vacuolar acidification
Cellular component (GO): RAVE complex
Molecular function (GO): protein binding
Source: RefSeq, a predicted model, not a curated record